Molecule: messenger RNA, 1944 nt
Organism: Cooperia oncophora
Lineage: Eukaryota; Metazoa; Nematoda; Chromadorea; Rhabditida; Trichostrongylidae
Source: the annotation of a GenBank genome assembly
AUGCCACCUCCCACUGUGAAUAUUCACCCAUUCGAUGAACACUCUCGCAGUCCCGUCGCCGUACAAGUCGCCUUCACCUUCAAGUCGCCUGCUCUCCAGCCAUCGAAAGCAGUCAACAAAGAUGUAUCUAAAAAGUCACCCGCGACACCGUCUUCCGUGACGUCUGCUCCAGGAACUCCAGCAUCCGUGACAUCUGUGACGCCCGUGACACCAGUGACACCGGUAAUAUCUGCUCCCGUGACACGUGCUUCAGCAGCCGCUUCUUCUGCAGUGCCCGAACCUGCGGUUACCACUCCUGUGGAAUCUGCUCCCGAGGCUCCAGCUGCCGAAGCUCCUCCAGCUAAGAAGCCCGUUCCUGCUCCACCUCCUGCCGUGGUGCCUACUCCAGUGAAAGCUGCUCCUGCAAAAGCUGUGACUGCUCCUGCGAAGGCUGCUCCUGUAAAGGCCGCUCCUGCGAAGGCUGUUCCUGUGAAGUCUACUCCCGAGACACCUUCGCCUGCUCCAGUCCCACCAGCUCCAACACGUGUGUCUGAGAGGAGAAGGGAGGCGAAGAAUGUUCCCACUGCUGUUUCGACGCCGGGUCGUCUACCAGCUAAGAAGGAAUUAUUGUGUCGAGCAAGGCAAGGAGUGCCAGCCGAGAUGCGUUCCCCACCCGCUCACACCAGUAUCACAACAUCAUUGCUCUAUAAUCGCAAUUCGCUGGAAGACGAGGAUUCGGAAGGAUCGGCAUCACCAGAGCUUGGAAUUGACGAUGUUAUACCGUUACCAUUGUCACAACAACCUCGUUCUCCUGUCCCCCCUCCGCCUCCUGUGGUUCCACAGGUUCCACAAAGCAGACCGGUACCCAUACCACCACCGCCACCUAGGCUACCUCCCCAGAAACCCGCUGUUCCACUGCCUCCACCGCUGCCUCAUAGGAGAGAGAAGUUAGUCGUGCCACCAGAGCGAACCUCAUCUCCAACAGCGAAGCAAGAGAAUGUAAAACCUCCAGCAAAACCACCAGUUGAAGAAAAACCAGCCGAGCGUUUCCGAUUUAAACCUCAGGUGCCACGCCCAACUCCUGUAUCACCGCUCAAACCUACUGUUUCUAAACGUGAGCCAGUGGCGGAACCUGGACUUGUAGGAAAAGAUGUCAAUUGCAUCAAUCAUCACGUAGGGGACAAAGCUCAGGUACCCAACUGCGCAAACCCUCCUCCAAUAAGGUUAAAGUUGAAAUUGAGUGGGAAGGAAGUAUACAUAGAGAACAAUGAAAAUAGCGGGAAGGAUGGCGACAAGAAACACAGGAAACACAAGAAGAAAAAGAAAGAACGACAUAAAGAGCACAUUGGAGGAGUGAAGCAUCCUAAAGAGAAAUUACGUUCGAAAGGGCACAAGAAGCAGCAUGACAAGAAAGAGAAGCAUGGGUCGUCACCACAGGAACUGGUCGCUGUGACGUCAAAUGGUGUCCGAAUGAAGCUGAAGUUUGGUGUCGCGACGACAAGCAGAAGUGGUUCAGCUACUCCCUCACGAGCUCCAUCAGCAGCCGAAUCUUCAGAAAUGCAGGUGAAACAGAAUGUGAUGGAAUCACAGCCUUCUACUUCGAAAGCAACAGCACCCACGACCGACUCAGUGAAGGUGCCCCGUUUGAAGAUUCGUAUAGGUCCUGAAGCGCCUGCAGUGGUAAUAGCACCCACGGAUGGAGAAUCCGCCUCAAGUCCAUCAGCUGCACAACCGUCAAAUGCGCCAUCAAUAGGGAACACUCAACCCCCACCUGUAAUCGCUUCUGCGCAAGGAUCAGCUGUGCCGUCGGAGCCGCUGGCUGUCGAGUUUUCUGAUGAUUCCGAUACGGAAGCUGAACGUCUGCGAUGUGCUACCGAUAAGGCUCUGCGUGGAAUGUCAAACUUGCCAGGAAUGACACGACCAAAUACGUCGGUACUGCCGUGGUCGACGCAACAGGCACCAUGA